UCAGACACGACAGGCCGGGGGCCUGAGAGCCCCCAGCCGUGGCGGCCGCUGCGGGUGGGCAGGGCAGCUGAUGAAUAAGAGGCAGUGAUAGAUAAGGACGUGCGCAGCCCCCUGCAGCCGCCCUCCCCGGAGGGCAGGGGGCAGGAGGGGAGGGCUGGGCAGCAGGGGCGCAGGGGAGCCGGACCCCCGCUGCCCCGCCCUGGGGGGAAGGUGAGGGCAGGCGCCCUCCCCCCGCCCCGCCCGCCCCGCUGGCCUCGCUCCCAGCAGCCGCCGCAUCAUCAAUAUUUCACGGGCGUCAGUAAGAGGCAGCGGGGAAGGCGGCUGCAGCAGCAUUCUCGCCCGCUCUAGCCACAGUGCUCGGCAAGCGUCAGCCUCCCUGCCCUGCCCACAUGGACGUCUUCAAGAAGGGCUUCUCCAUCGCCAAGGAGGGUGUGGUGGGCGCCGUGGAGAAGACCAAGCAGGGGGUGACGGAAGCGGCCGAGAAGACCAAGGAGGGGGUCAUGUAUGUGGGAGCCAAGACCAAGGAGAAUGUUGUGCAGAGCGUGACCUCAGUGGCUGAGAAGACCAAGGAGCAGGCCAACGCUGUGAGUGAGGCCGUGGUCACCAGCGUCAACACAGUGGCCGUCAAGACGGUGGAGGAGGCCGAGAAUAUUGCCAUCACCUCUGGAGUGGUUCGAAAGCUGUAUGACCUUGGGAAGCUGCUCAACCCCCUGGCACCUCCAUUACCUCAUCCGUAACAUGGAGGGGCUGAGAGGGCCCGUUUCCCGCGACGAUGUAUGAUCCUGCAGGGAAAUUGCCCCCCGGGAUACCGUUACACCUGGAUCAUGGGGAGCACCCAACAGAGGCAGGUGACUAUAUCAUCAUCAUCUGUGCCUCUGGGCAGGACCCAUAGGUGCUCCAGGGGACGCCAGGCCCCUCCCUCUCCCACCCCCCAGCAAAAGAGGCGCUGGGGUGGGGCCAGGCUGCCUCUGGGCCUCCGAGAGGGAGUCUGGACACUCCUGUUUGGCCUCGAAGGAGGGCCGGUGAACCCAUGGAGUCACCCCAGGUCCUAGGGUGCGGGUGGCUGCCCCAAGGGGACAUUUCCUGGUGACACUUAAAAACCAGUCGCACUGCCUCUCCAGUGAACCACGGAAGGAUGCAGCACUGCCAGUCUGACAGCUCUUCCAUUCCGCUGGCCUCAUGCACCUGCCCUGGGGCGGCAGGACUAGGCAGGGAGCCACCUACCCUUUGCCUGGAAGGCCUGCCCCAACUCUAGCUGACACAGUUUGGUGCCCUUUUAAAGCCCCAACCCAUCAAGGAUGUCCCAGUGGUAGCACGGAGAUGGCAGGAUCCUCUAGAGGUAGAUGCUAGGACUGGGAUCCAGGCUGAUCAUCCAGUCUGGUCCUGCCCACAGCUGUCACUCAACCACCCCCCAGGCAGACCACCUUAGGCAAGUGUUUGGCUGGGGGUAAGGGAGCAGGAGACAGGUAGUGGGGAGGAUUGUAUAACCCCUACUGACCUCAACCAGACCAGCUUGAGCCCAGAGCCCAUCCAGGAGGUAGGGAGAGAGAAAGAUGCUACUAGGGAUAGGGAUGGGCCUGGAGCAAGCCGAACCUGAUCCUUACCAACUCCAUUGCUUUGAGCUCUGAGGUCUUGAGCUGGAUACUUGGCCUCCCUGGCCUCAGGGUCGCUGUACAAACUGAUGGCAUACCCCUCCACCUAGGGUUAUUUGGGAGUUAAGUCGGACAGGGCUGUAUGAUCAUGUGAUUUGGGGGCAUUGAGGGUGGUGUCACGUCUCAGGCUUCAGGGCCACAGCCCUCCCCCACACCACUGCACCCCACCUCACCAGUCCUCCUUGAUGCAGAGGCCCAAACUCAGACUGCCCAGAGACUCUGCAUUAGCUUAGGGGGUGUAAAGCGGGGCUCCAGGAGACUUGGUGCCCCCAGAAGGCCUUGCAUCAUCGGACAGAGCCCCCACUGUGGGCCCUUACAUGAGGCUCUGUCACUCCCAUGGUCAGACUGGUCCUCACACUUCCUUCACCUCCGGGC
Messenger RNA from Mirounga angustirostris (Northern elephant seal), 2027 nucleotides. RefSeq names its product synuclein gamma (gene SNCG). The transcript is spliced from 4 exons. Gene Ontology annotation, molecular function: cuprous ion binding. Lineage: Eukaryota; Metazoa; Chordata; Mammalia; Carnivora; Phocidae. Gene Ontology annotation, biological process: synapse organization; synaptic vesicle endocytosis; chemical synaptic transmission. The record is from RefSeq and is a predicted model, not a curated record. The coding region runs from base 390 to 737 and encodes 115 amino acids. Gene Ontology annotation, cellular component: cytoplasm; neuronal cell body; axon terminus.